AUGACAAAGAAACAAGUCGCGUUCGUAUUGUUUACGAUUGUAAAGGUUGAUAAGGCAAAUGACAAUAAGAAAUCUUUGAAUGAUUCUCUUGAAUCGGGAAUUAAUCUUUAUCCAAAUUUAUUGGAUAUAAUUCUUAAAUUUCGAGAAAAUCAAGUCGCAUUUUGCGGAGAUUUGGAAAAGGCCUAUCAUAUGAUAGAAAUUGCGGAAGAUGAUAGAAAUUAUCUAAAAUUUUUAUGGUUUUCGGAUGAAACAGAUAAUUCAAAAAGAAUACUUCAAUUUAAUCGCCUUCCUUUCGGAUUAACUACGUCAUCAUUUGUUCUUGCUUGCGUAUUAAAAUUUCAUAUUAGGAAAUUUAAGGUAGAUCAACCGAAUUGUUAUGAAAUGUUGAAUUCUCUAUACGUAGAUGAUUUGUAUUAUGGUGCUAAAACUGUUCAGGAUGCGUAUCAAUUAUCUUCAUCGGCAAUUGAAAUAUUACGCGACGCCGGAUUUAAUUUAAGGAAAUUAAAAACUAAUUGUAUGGAACUAAAUGAACUUUGGCGUAAAAACGGAUAUGAGGAAAACACUGAUUUUGGGCAAGGAGCAGGUUUCUUAGAAUUAAAGUGGGAUCCUAUUGAAGAUAAAAUUAAAUUAGAUUUAAAGGAGUUAAGGUUUUCCUUGGAAUCAGGAACCACCAAAAGACAAGUGUUGAGAAUAAUUUCUAAAAUUUUUGAUCCAUGUGGAUUCAUUAGUCCAUUUUGUAGUUAG
Parasteatoda tepidariorum (common house spider) is the source of this 744-nucleotide messenger RNA. The record is from RefSeq and is a predicted model, not a curated record. NCBI's taxonomy places the organism in Eukaryota, Metazoa, Arthropoda, Arachnida, Araneae, Theridiidae.